AUGUCUUCGUUCCAGCAGCAGGAGAACCCCCGCGGCCCGUGUCCGUGCGCCGCCGGGUGCAGCUUCUUCGGGAGCCCGGAAACCCUCGGCAUGUGCUCCGUCUGCUACAAGAAGCACUGUCUCGCCGCCGAGGCGGGCGCCAACACCGCCGCCGCCGCUACCGCGUCGCGAUCUGCGGCCACUGCCGCUCCGGUCCGCACCACGGCUUCAUCUACGUCGGCUAAGCCCGUCGCUGACGUCUCCUUCGCGCCUGCCGCGGAGGCAGCAGCCGCUGGUGUAGCUGAAGAAGCCGUCGUCGUGCAGCCGUCCUCCGCGCCCGGGGCGGCCAAGAAAGCGCAGCCAACACGGUGCGCGGCGUGCUACAAGAAGGUAGGGCUGACGGGGUUCGUGUGCCGGUGCGGGAAGACCUUCUGCGGGACGCACCGCUACGCGGAGGAGCACGGGUGCAGCUUCGACUUCAAGGGCGCAGGCCGCGAAGCCAUCGCCCGCAACAACCCGCUCGUCAAGGGGGCAAAGCUCUCUGGCAAGAUCUGA
Setaria italica (foxtail millet) is the source of this 534-nucleotide messenger RNA. RefSeq names its product zinc finger A20 and AN1 domain-containing stress-associated protein 3. Gene Ontology annotation, molecular function: DNA binding; zinc ion binding. Lineage: Eukaryota; Viridiplantae; Streptophyta; Magnoliopsida; Poales; Poaceae. The coding region runs from base 1 to 534 and encodes 177 amino acids. The record is from RefSeq and is a predicted model, not a curated record. The transcript has a single exon.